UUAGUGGCACACAACAUGGUCAUGAUCAUGGAUGUUUUCCAGCUCCAAACACUCAUUUCAGGCAUUCUUGCCUUGUUAGUAGUAGUCUUGUUUUAUCAAUUUAAGAAAACAUUUGUUCCUAAUCCUAACACAAAGAUCUGUGCUGCACCUCAAGCAGGAGGAGCAUGGCCUGUUAUUGGCCAUUUACACCUCUUUGGGGGUCAUCAACUUAUACACAAAACACUUGGGAUGAUGGCUGACAAACAUGGACCAAUUUUCACAAUAAAACUUGGUUCAUACAAAGUUCUGGUUUUGAGUAACUGGGAGAUGGCCAAAGAGUGUUUUACUGUCCAUGACAAAGCAUUCUCCACCAGACCUUCUGUUGCAGCCUCAAAGCUAAUGACCUACAACUGUGCAAUGUUCGGCUUUGCUCCUCAUGGGCCUUACUGGCGUGAGAUGAGGAAGUUUACUACUAUUGAACUUCUCUCGAACCAAAGACUUGAACUACUCAACAACACAAGAAAAUUUGAGUUAGAGGCUGCAACAAGGAAGCUUUACAAGUUAUGGUCAAGAGAAGGUUGUCCAAAGGAAGGGGUUUUGGUAGAUAUGAAGCAGUGGUUUGCAGAUUUGACACAUAAUAUUGUUUUGAGAAUGGUGGGAGGGAAACCAUACUAUGGGGCUAGUGAGGAUCAUGCAGAAGGUGAAGAAGCAAGAAGGUAUAAGAAAGCUAUGAGAGACUUUAUGAGUUUGUUUGGGAUACCUGUGUUAUCCGAUGCAUUUCCUUUUCUGUGGUGGUUAGACAACAAUGGAUACAAAAAAGCUAUGAAGAGAACAGCUAGUGAAAUGGACAGUCUUGUUGCAGGGUGGCUAGAGGAACACAAAAGGAAAAGAGCUUUGAGUAUGGAUGGAAAGGAAGAACAGGAUGUCAUGGAUGUCAUGCUGAAUGGUAUGCACGAUCUCAAGGUUUCUGGUUAUGAUUCAGACACCGUCAUCAAGGCUACUUGCCUGAAUCUGAUUUUGGCAGGAGGCGACACCACCAUGGUGGCUCUAACAUGGACUCUUUCUCUGCUACUAAACAAUCAAACGGCACUUAAAAAAGCCCAAGAUGAGUUGGACACUCAUAUUGGGAAGAACAGGAAGGUGGAAGAAUCAGACAUCAAGAAGUUAGUUUACCUUCAAGCCAUUGUGAAGGAAACUAUGCGACUCUAUCCACCAAGUCCCAUUGUCACCCUUCGUGCAGCCAUGGAAGACUGCACUUUCUCAGGUGGCUAUCACAUUCCUGCUGGCACACAUUUAAUCGUUAAUACUUGGAAGAUCCAGAGGGAUGGUCGUGUUUGGUCUGAUCCUCAUCAUUUCAAGCCUGAAAGGUUCUUGACAACCCACAAAGAUGUUGAUGUGAGAGGUCAGAACUAUGAGCUUGUCCCUUUUGGUUCUGGAAGGAGAGCAUGCCCAGGAAUCUCACUGGCUCUGCGUAUGGUGCACUUGGCCGUGGCUAGACUGUUACAGUCUUUCAAUGUUGCUUCUCCUUCAAAUCAAAAUGUAGACAUGACAGAGAGCAUUGGACUUACCAAUUUAAAAGCAACCCCACUUGAUGUCCUUUUAACUCCACGUCUAGAUACCAAGCUUUAUGAGGACUAGAUUAAAUUAAACUAGUUUUCUCAAAAUAAGGAUAGGAAGUUUCUUGGUUG
Messenger RNA from Abrus precatorius (Indian licorice), 1667 nucleotides. RefSeq names its product cytochrome P450 CYP82D47-like. Lineage: Eukaryota; Viridiplantae; Streptophyta; Magnoliopsida; Fabales; Fabaceae. The record is from RefSeq and is a predicted model, not a curated record. Gene Ontology annotation, biological process: defense response to other organism. Gene Ontology annotation, molecular function: oxidoreductase activity, acting on paired donors, with incorporation or reduction of molecular oxygen; monooxygenase activity; iron ion binding. The transcript has 2 exons. Bases 16 to 1617 code for a protein of 533 amino acids.